GCACUAGAAAUAAGCAGUAAAUCUGUGGUCCUCUGGUCAGCAAGUCCUGGCAAUGAAUCCACUGCGGCUGGUGCAAAGAAUUCUGGGAUGUCUGACAGUGAAAUGGAUGGAAAGACACAUAUUCCAUCUCUACUUAAUGUCCUUUUGUCCAGAAAUCGGGUCGUGCAAAUGAGCUACUUGAAAAGUAAAGAAAAAGGAUAUGGAAAACUAAGCAGUGACGAAGACCUGGAAAUAAUUGUUGAUCAAAAGCAGGGGAAAGGCUCUAGGGCGGCAGAUAAGGCUGUUGCCAUGGUGAUGAAGGAGAUACCGAGGGAGGAGUCUGCUGAAGAAAAGCCCCUCCUUACUAUGACAUCACAGCUGGUGAAUGAACAGCAAGAAAGCAGACCCCUCCUGAGUCCCUCCAUCGAUGACUUUCUCUGUGAAACCAAAUCGGAGGCAAUAGCAAGGCCAGUAACGUCCAACACAGCCGUAUUGACUACAGGCUUAGAUCUCCUUGACUUGAGUGAACCUGUCUCUCAAACCCAAACCAAAGCCAAGAAGUUGGAGGCCUCAUCAAAAACCUCAUCCCUCAAGAAAAAGGCUGAUGGGUCUGACCUCAUCAGUGCAGAUGCUGAGCAGAGAGGCCAGGCUCUCCGAGGCUCGGAGACAGCAUCCUUAGACUUAAACAUUCAAACACAACUGGAAAAAUGGGAUGAUGUUAAGUUUCAUGGAGAUCGAAAUAGCAAGGGGCAUCCCAUGGCAGAGAGAAAAUCAAGCUCAUCUAGAACUGGAUCAAAAGAACUUUUAUGGUCUUCAGAGCACAGAUCUCAGCCAGAACUGAGUGGUGGGAAAAGCGCCUUGAACUCUGAGUCAGCUUCAGAGCUGGAACUAGUGCCUCCAACACAGGCUCGACUGACCAAAGAGCAGCGCUGGGGGAGCGCCCUGCUGUCCAGAAACCAUUCCUUAGAAGAAGAAUUUGAAAGAGCGAAAGCAGCUGUGGAGUCAGAUACAGAGUUUUGGGAUAAGAUGCAAGCAGAAUGGGAAGAAAUGGCCCGGAGGAACUGGAUAUCGGAGAACCAGGAAGCCCAGAACCAGGUUACAAUCUCAGCCAGUGAGAAGGGUUAUUACUUUCAUACUGAAAACCCCUUCAAAGAUUGGCCUGGAGCAUUUGAAGAAGGCUUAAAAAGGCUUAAGGAAGGGGACCUGCCAGUCACCAUCCUGUUCAUGGAGGCAGCAAUUCUUCAGGACCCUGGAGAUGCAGAGGCGUGGCAAUUCCUCGGGAUAACCCAAGCAGAGAAUGAAAAUGAACAAGCAGCUAUUGUCGCCCUCCAGAGGUGUUUAGAAUUGCAGCCCAACAACUUGAAAGCUCUGAUGGCCUUGGCUGUGAGUUACACUAACACCGGCCAUCAGCAAGAUGCUUGCGAAGCUUUAAAGAACUGGAUUAAGCAGAAUCCAAAGUACAAAUACCUUGUGAAGAGCAAGAAGGGAUCUCCAGGCCUUACCCGGAGGAUGUCUAAGUCUCCAGUUGAUAGCUCUGUUCUGGAAGGAGUGAAGGAAUUAUACCUGGAAGCUGCCCACCAAAAUGGAGAUGUGAUUGACCCAGAUCUGCAGACAGGCUUGGGGGUGCUAUUCCACCUGAGUGGAGAAUUUAAUAGAGCAAUAGACGCAUUUAAUGCUGCCUUAACUGUUCGACCAGAGGACUAUUCGUUAUGGAACCGUCUUGGGGCAACCUUGGCAAAUGGAGACCGCAGCGAGGAGGCUGUGGAGGCCUAUACACGAGCACUGGAGAUUCAGCCGGGCUUCAUCCGGUCCAGAUACAACCUGGGGAUAAGCUGUAUCAAUCUGGGCGCCUACAGAGAAGCAGUCAGCAAUUUUCUCACUGCCCUCAGUUUGCAAAGAAAGAGCAGGAAUCAGCAGCAAGUCCCUCAUCCUGCAAUCUCUGGGAAUAUCUGGGCUGCCCUUAGAAUUGCCCUUUCUCUGAUGGACCAGCCGGAACUCUUCCAGGCGGCUAAUCUCGGUGACCUGGAUGUCCUCCUAAGAGCUUUCAACUUGGAUCCUUAA
Messenger RNA from Budorcas taxicolor (takin), 2040 nucleotides. RefSeq names its product peroxisomal biogenesis factor 5 like (gene PEX5L). Gene Ontology annotation, biological process: protein import into peroxisome matrix, docking. Gene Ontology annotation, molecular function: protein binding. The record is from RefSeq and is a predicted model, not a curated record. Gene Ontology annotation, cellular component: cytosol; peroxisomal membrane. The transcript has 16 exons. NCBI's taxonomy places the organism in Eukaryota, Metazoa, Chordata, Mammalia, Artiodactyla, Bovidae. Bases 88 to 2040 code for a protein of 650 amino acids.